UAUCGAAUACGAGCAAUUGCCCUUACAAACUAACCUCAGCGUGCUCACCUGAUAACCUUCUCGUCUCCAUUCCCGGUCUUCACCUUCGCGCAAUCCUCGACGCAAAAGAAGCGCGGAAUUUUCCACGAGAGCUUCCUGGCGAACGCUUCCACGGGAUCCAGUGGAGUGUCCGAAAUCCUCUUCCCUUUUAAUCCUCUCAUCCUACCAAAAAUCCUCAAAGAAUUGAAGGCAGGAAUUCGCGACGGGAGCUGGCUGGCGAAGGUUUCGACGGGAUCGAGUAUUAGUUCGUUUGAAUCUCUUAAAUCCGAAGAACUGCUGGACUUAGUAAAUCUAGAACUUGGGGCAAUCGGAGAUUCUUAGAUGAAGAGUUGAGCGGGCAGGAAAGAGAAGUUUUUGUUGUGAUUUGGGCAAUCUCAUAUGGCUUCGGAUACGGAUACAAGUGCGCAGAAGUUAACGACCAGUGAUGCCUUGGCGUAUUUAAAGUGCGUUAAAGAUUUGUUUAAGGACAAUAAGGAGAAGUACAAUGAGUUUCUCGAAGUUAUGAGGGGUUUCAAGAGCCAGAGGAUUAAUACAUAUGAAGUGAUUAUGAAGGUGCAAGAACUCUUUAAAGGGCAUAGCGAUUUGAUCCUUGGUUUCAGCAAAUUUUUGCCUAAUGGCUACAAGAUUAAGGUUCCAGAGGAGAAGAAGCCCGAGGAAAAGAAGCCUGCUGAUUUCCAUGAAGCUUUCAACUUCGUGAGCAAAAUUAAGAGCCGAUUUGAAAAUGAUCAACUUACUUACAGAUCAUUCUUAAAUACUCUUGAAAUGUAUAGGAAUCAUACUAAAUCAAGCAGUGAGGUUCGCCGGGAGGUGGCAUUGCUUUUUAAAAAUCAUGAAGAUUUAUUUAUGGAAUUUUUACAUUUUUUGCCUGAUGCAUCUACCUCAAAUGCUCAACUUGUAUCACCUGGUAGACGUUUUGCUAGGCGUGAUAAGUUCAGAACUAUGAAGCCACCUUGCAUGCAAAAGAUUCAGGAUAGAGAUAUGGAUAGGGAACAUGAAAAAAAGGAUGCAAAUAUGACCGUUGAAAGUGUUAAACAUAGAGAAAACAAGCAAAUCAAUCAAGGUUCUCCAGAUGUCUCAAAAGACGUGGCUAAUCACAAAGUUUCUUUAUCCCCCAGUAUAAUGGAUUACAAAGACUUGGAUCUCUCGAACUGCCCAAGUUGUACUCCUAGUUAUCGGCUAUUGCCAGAAAAUUGUCGUGCACCUGUCUCUAGCCAUAGAACUGAACUUGACAAAUCUGUUCUAAAUGAUGUUUGGGUUUCAGUAAGAUCUGGAACUUCUUCUAGUCCAUCGAGGAAAAGUCAAUACGAGGAAAGCUUAUUUAAAUGUGAAGAUGAUAGAUAUGAGCUGGAUAUGCUAGUAGAGUUUCUAAAUUCAACUGUUGAGAAAGUUCAAAAUUUGGUAUAUGGUUAUAAUGGCUUCGACGUAGUGGAUGCUUUGAAAAAAAUGCUAGUGUUGUCCCUCAUAUUGGACCGUCUAAAACAGAAACAAGAGGAAUGGACUAGUUGUUGUGCUAACUUUAAUAAGGUAUGCUACCAAGCUUCAAAGGAUGACAUUGUUGUGUAUGCUGAAUUCUCUGCUCCAUCAUCGGCAGACUAUGUCAAUGUGUCUAGGUGGUAUAACCACAUUGAGGCACUGUUGAGGAUGAGGUAUAUUCUUCAACAUAAUUUACCUUUCCAGCUUUUUUCAUUACCAACUUGCUAUGAAACUUUUGCUUUCACUGUGCAUUAUAUCAAUGUAUCUGGUGAGGGACAAGGCAUGAAAGUAGAUGGGUCUACUACCAUAUCCGAGAAAGUUCCAGCUUCUCAACCUAUUGCUGACACUAAGUAUAAUUUAGGCCGGCUGAACAGGUCCAACCUGAACCAGUUCUGGUUUACUGCCGACGGCCUGGGGGAGGGUGGAACCAAGGGAGAGGGGGGUGGAUGGCCUAGUGGAAAGUCUUCAAUUUUAUUGGACGUUAAGCCCUGGGAUGAUGAGACAGACAUGCAGAAGCUUGAAGCAGCUGUAAGGAGUGUUAAAAUGGAGGGCUUGCUAUGGGGAGUCUCAAAGCUUGUUCCGGUUGGAUACGGAAUCAAGAAAUUGCAGAUCUUGUUGACCAUUGUGGAUGACUUGGUAUAUGUAGACAACCUCAUUGAGGAUCACCUAACUGCCAAACCAGCAAACGGGCACAUCCAGAGUUCCGAUAUCAUCGCAUUUAAUAAAAUAUGUGGUGGUCCGGCGAAGGUGAGGGCCUCAAGUAGAUAUCCGACGAAGGCGAGGGCCUCAGGUGGUGAUCCAGCGGAGCAACAGCGUUAG
Messenger RNA from Dendrobium catenatum, 2331 nucleotides. RefSeq names its product paired amphipathic helix protein Sin3-like 5. Lineage: Eukaryota; Viridiplantae; Streptophyta; Magnoliopsida; Asparagales; Orchidaceae. Gene Ontology annotation, biological process: negative regulation of transcription by RNA polymerase II; translational elongation. The coding region runs from base 418 to 2331 and encodes 637 amino acids. The record is from RefSeq and is a predicted model, not a curated record. The transcript is spliced from 15 exons. Gene Ontology annotation, molecular function: transcription corepressor activity; translation elongation factor activity. Gene Ontology annotation, cellular component: histone deacetylase complex; eukaryotic translation elongation factor 1 complex; chromatin.